CAGAGAGAGAGAGAGAGAGAGAGAGUGAGGGUGAGGGUGAGGGUGAGGGUGAGAGAGGAGGGCGAAAGACAAUAAAUUCGUCAAUGGCGGGAGAAGGAGACAUCGACAAUCUUCCGAAGAACGAUGCCAACUACACUGCCCUAACCCCACUCUGGUUUCUGGAGAGAGCAGCUCUAGUCCAUCCACAGAGGAAAUCGAUCAUUCAUGGACGGUUGCAGUAUACGUGGCUUCAGACUUAUCAGCGUUGCAGACGCAUGGCUUCGGCGCUUUCUAAGCAUUCGAUCGGCCUUGGAAAGACGGUAGCUGUAAUUGCACCAAAUGUCCCAGCCAUAUAUGAGGCUCACUUUGGAGUUCCAAUGGCUGGAGCUGUGGUAAACUGUGUCAACAUUCGCUUAAAUGCACAAACUGUUGCUUUUCUUCUGGGGCAUUGUUCUGCUGCUGCUGUUAUGGUGGACCAAGAAUAUUUUUCCUUGGCAGAUGAAGCCUUGAAGAUUUUAGCAGGGAAAAGCCAAGGCAACUUUAGACCUCCACUUAUGAUUGUCAUAGGUGAUGAAAAUUGUGAUCCUAGGGCACUAAAAUAUGCUCUAGAUAAAGGGGCUAUAGAAUAUGAGAAGUUUUUGGAAGGUGGUGACCCUGAGUUUGCUUGGAGACCACCAAAGGAUGAGUGGCAGAGCAUUGCUUUGGGUUAUACCUCUGGAACGACAUCCAGCCCAAAGGGGGUUGUGUUGAGCCACCGGGGGGCAUAUAUCAUGGCUUUGAGUGAUUGCGUCAUAUGGGGGUUAAGUGAAGGGGCUGUGUACCUCUGGACUCUUCCCAUGUUUCACUGCAAUGGGUGGUGCUUCACUUGGGCACUUGCAGCUCUCUGUGGGACAAACAUUUGUCUUCGCCAGGUUACAGCCAAAUCUGUCUACUCUGCCAUAGCCAACCAAGGGGUUACCCACUUCUGUGCUGCACCUGUAGUACUCAACACCAUAGCAAAUGCUCGUAAAGAUGAAGCCAUCCUCCCUCUUCCUCGCCUCGUCCGUGUGAUGACAGCCGGUGCAGCACCACCUCCAUCUGUUCUGUUUGCAAUGACCCAGCUUGGUUUCCGUGUCACCCACACUUAUGGUCUCUCUGAGACCUAUGGACCUUCCACAGUAUGUGCAUGGAAGCCUGAGUGGGACUCUCUUCCCCCUGAAACCCAAGCCCGCCUCAAUGCCCGCCAGGGUGUACGCUACGUUGGUAUGGAGGGCCUGGAUGUUGUCGACCCAAAAACCAUGGCACCCGUCCCUGCUGAUGGUACUAGUCUUGGAGAAAUUGUGAUGCGUGGGAAUAGUGUAAUGAAGGGCUACUUAAACAACCCCAAGGCCAACGAAGAGGCUUUUCAUGGGGGUUGGUACCAUUCUGGGGACCUCGGCGUGAAGCAUCCAGAUGGGUACAUAGAGGUUAAGGACAGGGCGAAGGACAUCAUUAUAUCUGGAGGUGAAAACAUUAGCAGCUUGGAGGUGGAGAGUGCUCUGUACCACCACCCUGCAGUCUUAGAGGUGGCCGUGGUGGCAAGGCCAGACGAGAGGUGGGGAGAGUCGCCUUGUGCCUUUGUGACAUUAAAGCCUGGCAUGGAUGAUGGUGGAUCAGACCAACAACAUAUGGCCGAGGAUAUAAUGAAGUUCUGCCGUAAGAAGCUUCCAGCUUAUUGGAUUCCAAAAUCUAUACUCUUUGGGCCUCUGCCCAAGACAUCCACAGGGAAGGUACAGAAGCAUCUGCUGAGAAAGAAAGCUAAGGAGAUGGGACCUGUCAAGAAGAGCAGACUGUAGCCUCCUCCAUUGCGCAACAUCAGGGGGGGGAGUACCUAUUACUACCACUCUUUCUAGUAGCCAAAAGGUUGCAUAGUAAUUAAAUAGUAAGUUUUCCCAUUUGUUAUUACUCGACUCCUUUCGGCCUUCAUUGUAAAUCAUUAUGGUAGUCGAGAGUUCUCUGGAAGCGAUUGUUGGUUCAAGUUUUCAAAAGUUCUGUAAAAAAGAUGCCUGUUUGUGGACUCAACCAAUAUAUAAGGAGUUUCUGCGAGUUGAAGUGUUGGGACCA
Nelumbo nucifera (sacred lotus) is the source of this 2061-nucleotide messenger RNA. RefSeq names its product acetate--CoA ligase CCL3. NCBI's taxonomy places the organism in Eukaryota, Viridiplantae, Streptophyta, Magnoliopsida, Proteales, Nelumbonaceae. The record is from RefSeq and is a predicted model, not a curated record.